Ogataea angusta is the source of this 699-nucleotide messenger RNA. RefSeq lists its product as uncharacterized. The transcript has a single exon. The coding region runs from base 1 to 699 and encodes 232 amino acids. The record is from RefSeq and is a predicted model, not a curated record. NCBI's taxonomy places the organism in Eukaryota, Fungi, Ascomycota, Pichiomycetes, Pichiales, Pichiaceae.
AUGUCUGCGUUGUAUGAGCAGCAGAUUGCAAUGAAAAACAGGCGGCGCGUGCUCGACUUGGAGAUCGACACCUAUGUGAAGCUCAAGAGCAGGCUACUUGGGUAUCUUACUGCUGCUCGCGAGAACAGACUGGUUUCUGUGGACUCCGAAGAGCUGAGCAAAGCACAGGCCGAGCUGGAUCUGGCGCGGUUCAGGACGAACCUGAACCUCAUGGUGGACUCGCUCAAGUACACAAAUGCAAGCAAGGACGCCGAGGCGAUGGAAACGUCCAUCAACGCCAAGCUGCUUGCGUACAUCGACAAAGAAGUGGAGGAAAGCAAGCAGCUCACGAAGAAAAUCGAAAAUGCCAAGGAGCUGCUGAAGAACCGUCGCAAAAUCAACUCUGUUGUCCAGCGGUAUCUGCGUCGCUCGCGCACUAUCACCCUGACCAGAGAAGAGAUAGAGACGCUUUUUGGCGACGAGAUCGACGCUGCGUCGAUCGUGAAAAAUGGUCGCGAGGUCAGAAAUAACGUGUACGAGUUCCAGCUCAGCAGCGCCUCAUUCCAGCAGAGUUUCCAGCAGCUGACGGCCCAGAUAGACGCCAAGAUUGCUGAGUGCGACAAUUUCAGGACGCAGAUCGAGGAGAGCAAGCGCAAAUGGGAAGCUCUGGCUUCCAAGCUCUCCGAGAUCCUCACACAGAUACAGCAUAUAGAGAUAUGA